AGCGCCGGCGGCGGCCGCGCGUCCCUCGCGUCCCCCUCGUCCCCCUCCGCCGUCCCCGCCGCGCAGCAUGGCCGGGCUGGGCGGCGGCCCCGCCGCCUUCGGGCGCUGCACGCACGCCGUGGUGCGGGCGCUGCCCGAGUCGCUCUGCCGGCAGGCUCUGCGCAGCACGGCGGGCCCCGAGGUGGACUUCGCCCGCGCGGAGAGGGAGCAUCAGCUGUACGUGGGUGUGCUGCGGGGCAAGCUGGGGCUGCAGGUGCUGGAGCUGCCGGCCGACGAGAGCCUCCCCGACUGUGUCUUCGUGGAGGAUGUGGCCGUGGUCUGCGAGGAGACGGCGCUGCUCACCCGACCGGGCGCGCCCAGCCGCAGGAAGGAGGUUGAAGCCAUGAAGAGAGUACUGGAAAGUCUCAACCUUAAUAUAGUUGAGAUGACAGAUGAAAAYGCAACCUUGGAUGGUGGGGAUGUCUUGUUUACAGGCAGAGAGUUUUUCGUAGGUCUUUCCAGGCGGACAAAUCAACGUGGUGCAGAAAUUCUGGCUGACACAUUUAAGGAUUAUGCUGUCUCCACAGUCCCUGUUCAUGAUUCUUUGCAUCUGAAGAGCUUUUGCAGCAUGGCUGGACCAAACUUGAUUGCCAUUGGAUCAAGUGAAGCUGCACAGAAAGCCCUCAAGACCAUGCAACAGAUGAGCGACCACCGCUACGACAAGCUGACAGUGCCUGACGAUGCCGCAGCCAACUGCCUCUACCUAAACAUUCCCAGCAAAGGGCAYGUCCUGCUGCACCGAGCCCCUGAGGAGUACCCAGAGAGUGCCAAGGUAUUUGAAAAACUGAAGGACCACAUGCUGAUCCCAAUAGCCAACACAGAACUGGAGAAAGUAGAUGGGUCCCUCACCUGUUGCUCUGUGCUUAUUAACAAAGCUUCAGAAUUAUGAGUUUACAGAGUUCCUCCCUUGUAACUGGCAAUAAUGUUACACACAAGGUAGAYGAAUCUGUAUCCACACUUUUAUUGUUUUUAUUGACAAUCUACUGUACCACUGUGCUACUAACCCUUGUUUACAAAUUUUUUGCAUUGUGAAUUUUUAUUAUGUCCUUGCAGAUGGUAUUUAAGGUGGAUGUAGGGYUUGUUGGAAGCACAUAACUCUGAAGUAAGUUAGUCCUAUGGGCUAGCAGAAGACCAUUAUAAUGGCUAACCCUUAGCUUUAGUGAUUUAACAUAUCUGUGUGAAAAUUUUAUGAAACCCAGCUAAUUCUCAAUAUUUCAAGCACCUCUGUUGUCUUUACACUGUUCCCYCCUGUCUUCUUUUCUCUUGCUUCCUUGAUUUACAUGUUUUUUUCCUUCCUCAGUCUUCUACUUUCAGUGGUGCAAGGUAUUGGGGGGACUGAAGAAAAUUCAGUGGGCUCACAAACUGGGUACCUUGUGUGGCAGGGAAGCUUUCUGUACCCUGGCUGAGCAGSGGACAGUGGAGUGUGCUCACUGUCCUGGCCAUGUCACAGUGCUGCUGCUGGGCACAGCUGUGCUGGAAUCCAUUUCAGAUACCAGGUACCAGCUUUGGAAAAGCUUCCUCUGAUGGGAACAUUCAAGGGCAAUGACUGCCUGGGAAACUUGAAUGACAGAAGAGAGUAGUGCAGCCACAAAAGUUGUCUCCUGCAAAUUCAGGUCCCAUCUUCCUUCUAAGACCACGAUUUUCAAUGUGGUGAGAAUGGGAGAGGAGUUUUGAAAAAGGCCAGAUCCURGGAAGCCUCUGGACCACAAAAACUAAAGGCUGAGAUGCUUUCAAAAAAGUUAAAUCUACAAAAGAAAUAUAAAGUAUGGGGGAGUUAAUUCUCUUUGUUUACAUCUUAACAUUUAUUUGUUUCUCCUUUCUGUUUUCUCCUCUUUUGGAGGCCACUUACUAGCAAAAUUCAAAAGAAAAGGGUGAUAGAAGGGGUUGAAGGACAGCUAUUCCUGGAGUAUGCCCAUGAAUAAGGGAAGCUAUUUUUUCCUGGAAGACUGGCAUUUAUACUUUAUCUGCCCUUGGGGCAGUUUUCCUUGGAACAAUAACCAUCUUAUUUCGUUUUAGUGGCAUGAAUAUUCACUGUGGUAUUCAGUUAAGGCAAAUAUAAUUUUUGUAGCAGAUUCCUCAACAUGUUUACCCACUGAGUCAUAGGUUUUUUUUUUUUUUAAUCACCACAGAGUGAAGCACACAGCAUUGUAUUCACAUGCUUCUUGUUAAGUCAUUUGUAAACUAAGGAUGGGAGAAAUUCCCAAACAGAGGCAGUAGUGGGAACUCUCCAGAGACCGACAAAUAGUCUGGACGUGUUAUCAGCUUCCUAGACAUCUCCCCCACCUUUCCUGAAUCACUUGUGGCAUGUUGCUGAGGUGCAGUAGGAAGUGAGUGAGGGGACUGAGGCAGUGUUGUCUGCAGGAAAGCAAACAGUGUUAACCAAGUGCACGCCUGGGUCUGCUUUGGAAACCUGCAUGCUUUCUCGUGCAGUCAUAAGGGAGGAAACGCAAGUACUGACACCCACAGGGUCCCUUSAGCAAAUCUCACACGGGAUCUCGGUGCUAAGGAGGGGAGAAUCUCCAGGCAGCUACCAGAGUACACCUGAUACUUGUGGGUGCCCUGUACGUUGUGGUGACACGAGGUAUCCUGGGGAAGAGAGAAAU
Molecule: messenger RNA, 2642 nt
Organism: Malurus melanocephalus (red-backed fairy wren)
Lineage: Eukaryota; Metazoa; Chordata; Aves; Passeriformes; Maluridae
Gene: DDAH1
Product: dimethylarginine dimethylaminohydrolase 1
Exons: 6
Coding region: 68-928 (286 amino acids)
Biological process (GO): arginine metabolic process; positive regulation of nitric oxide biosynthetic process
Molecular function (GO): amino acid binding; dimethylargininase activity
Source: RefSeq, a predicted model, not a curated record